This is a messenger RNA of Schizophyllum commune H4-8, 702 nucleotides long. RefSeq lists its product as uncharacterized. The transcript has 2 exons. NCBI's taxonomy places the organism in Eukaryota, Fungi, Basidiomycota, Agaricomycetes, Agaricales, Schizophyllaceae. The record is from RefSeq and is a predicted model, not a curated record. Bases 334 to 702 code for a protein of 122 amino acids.
CGCGCGCGCCAUGGCGUCGAGCAGAAAUUCAAGGCUUGGGGACGGGCCCUUCGUGACCAGCGCUGUGACGGGUCUGAUUUCCGUCCCUCGCACGCUUCUCCCUCUCAGGAGGGGCAGGGUGCGCGGCCCUGAGGCCGCUUUGCUAGCCGCUACGUGAGAAGGAAGGCGCUCCGAGGGGCGACAUCCCCAUGCAGAAGGCAGCUUCUAGCAUAGAACCUACGGCUGUCCGGUCCCUGCAGACUGCACAUCCCCGCCGCCAGCCACCGCUAAGGUCGCUCCCAACAUGCGGACGGUCUUAGUACAACACGUGGAUGUGACAAGCACUUCGAUCGUAUGCGUCGAUUGACCGGACUCACCGACAAUUAUACCGCCCAUACACUCGCUCGCGUUGUUCACCGGGUCCAAGAACGGCGCAUACAGGCACUGCGCGCCGAAGAACGCCACCGUCGUCCUAAGCGGUCUCGCUUCGAGUGGACCAUGGCUCAUCAGCGCCAGUCCCAGUACUACAAGGAUAUCAAGGCCAAAUUGGGCAGCGAGGAUAAGGACAUGUACGAGAAACUGGAGAAGGAGAGGAUGCUGAUCUUGAAGCAGAACGAUGAGAGGAGGAAGCAGAAGGAGGAGCUCGCGGCUAAACUUGAAGAAGUGAACAGACAGGCGAGCCGAGCUCUCGGUGCCGAGGAGCACGGAUUGCUUCCUUUCUAG